Molecule: messenger RNA, 1348 nt
Organism: Papaver somniferum (opium poppy)
Lineage: Eukaryota; Viridiplantae; Streptophyta; Magnoliopsida; Ranunculales; Papaveraceae
Product: transcriptional-regulating factor 1-like
Exons: 2
Coding region: 75-473 (132 amino acids)
Source: RefSeq, a predicted model, not a curated record
AAAUUUCCUUGCUCCCUCGCCAAUUUGUCCGGCGCCACUCGCCAACCACCUCUCUUUGCGAACAUAAAACGAAAAUGAAACCGCAUUUUCGGUUUUUGAAUUCGAUGGGGUAUAUGUCUUUCAGUGCCACUCCACCACCCACCGCUCCAAAUCCUCCACCACCACCUUUGCCGCCUCCUCCUGAUAUCAUGCCAGAAGCUUCAUCAAAUAUCAGUUCUUUAGUUGGUAAGAAACUGGCCUUGAUUUCCAUCUCACCACCCUCUACCGCUUCUACUCCCAAGCGCCGCUAUCAACAGAUUUCCGAAGAUAACGAGAUGGCUGUAGAUACUCCACCACCAAAAGUCAUCAAGAUCAGUGGUUGGGAUGUCGUAUGUGGCUGUAAGGUGAAUUACAGCAUUGACAGAAUAGAGUCUGAGUGUUUUAGAGUUUCUGACGGAAAGACGACAAGUACCAUUUUCCAGGGAGCAUAUUAACUUCGAUUAUCCCUGUGGAGGUCGCUGCGAGAUAAGUAUGAAUGUGAAGAGACCUCGAGUAAUAAAAAGGUAGUGAAGAAAAAUUAGUUAUCACUGAUCAACGACUAGGCAUAUCUAGCUGCAACUCUUUGUAGAAUUCUGGCACUCUAAUUUCUCAUUAGCAAAAGAGAAUAUUCUCAAAAAUGGGUUUAGUUUUAUGUUUCAUUUAUCGCCCUCAACUCAAGUCCAUAGAUUAAGAAAAAGAACAGUACCUUCAUGCAGUAUUUUAAUCAUUAUCUGCAAGUCCAUUAUUGCAUAAAUAGAGAAGAAUACAGUUGAUAAUCAAUAAUUAAGCCGUAAUAAUAAUGCAUUAAUAAUCAAAGGCCAGUUGAAAAUUUCACAUAAAGUCAUAAACCACCUGCAACCGACUAUGAUUCCAACAUAAAACUAGUUUAUCUAUUCUGAACAUUAUUAAUAAAAAUUAUUAUAAAUGAAUAAAAUAUAGAUUUUUCAUUGACUGGUGAAAUUUUUGAUGCUCCUCCUCACAUCGGUCCGUUCUCAGAUGCAUCAUAGAUGAGAGUGGCGUACUAUUUUUGCUGAGCAUGUCGACGCAUCAUGCCUCAAGCGUGAUGCAGCCAGAUUUUCGUACGUACAUUUGCUCGCACACAACAUUCAGUGUACGAUAGAGUAUUCGAGGAAUCUUUUAGGGUCCUAUGACCCACGCCCUUCCUGUUUCCUUUCAAAAUGAUAAUUGAGCCAAAAUUCCACGUUGAAUCUCUUACCUGAAUUGUAUUUGCUUCUUUGUCUUUCCGUUCAUACUUUGAUGUUGAAAAUGAAUGAUGGAUUUAAGACUUUGCGUCUACUCAGGGAAUACUUUUCCCCAACGAAAUUCCUCC